Molecule: messenger RNA, 1542 nt
Organism: Ostreococcus tauri
Lineage: Eukaryota; Viridiplantae; Chlorophyta; Mamiellophyceae; Mamiellales; Bathycoccaceae
Product: Tetratricopeptide repeat
Exons: 1
Coding region: 1-1542 (513 amino acids)
Biological process (GO): protein folding in endoplasmic reticulum
Cellular component (GO): endoplasmic reticulum
Molecular function (GO): protein-folding chaperone binding; misfolded protein binding
Source: RefSeq, a predicted model, not a curated record
AUGGCGGCGUUGACGGUGGAUUUGUCGGAGAUGAGUGAGACGCAGGAACGGUCGACGGCGCGCGCGCCGUGGUGGCGAGACGGAGAGUACGACGCGCGUCGCGCGGAGGAGGCGAACGAUCGGGGGAUGGAGGCGAUGUCGGGUAAGAGGUAUGAAACCGCGUUCGAUGAAUUCACGGAAGCGAUCAGGCUCGAGCCGAGGAAGGCGGUGUACCACGCGAAUCGCGCAGCCGCUGGGCUCAAGCUCGAACGGUUCGGCGUCGCCGCGGACGACGCCGAGUGCGCGGUCGCGCGCGACGCGACCUACGUCAAGGCAUUAUCUAGAUGUGCUACAGCGCGUUUGAAGCUUCGAUGUCCUCAGCAAGCGCUCGAGAUGUUCGAUAGGGUGUUGGAAAUCGAUCCAGACGACGACGUCGCGCAGCGAGGGAGACGAGAAGCCGCCCGAGCCGUCGCGGCGGCAAACGCCGAGGCCGAUCGUCAGCGUGAAGCCGCUCUCCACGGCUCAAGAUCACCGAUGCCGAGACAUGAUGUCGAUCCAGACGUCGCGGCGGAGUCUCUUCUCAGCGCAGAGGAGCUCUUACGUGCGAAUCCAAACCUCGAGGGCGCCAAGGCGAACGUCGCCGAAGCCUUGGUGAGCUGUCAGAGGUACGAGCUCGCGAUCGAGCGGUGCAAAACACUCCUCGAGGACUCGCUCGAUCGAAAGUACAUCAUCGCUGAGACUCGAUGGCGCAUGGGCGACGUCGAUGGCGCGUUGACGGAGAUAUCGAGCGCGUCAUUUCGAGACUCUUACGACGAGUUUUCGUGCAAAAAGUGCAUCGAACUCGGCGCUCGACUACUUCACCUUCAGGAUCUCAUCAACCGCGCCGCGCGCGAGGUCGAAGAUGCGCAGUUCACGAAUGCAAUCAGACUGUUCGACAUGAUCCUUCAAAGACCAGAGGGAAGGAUGCGAACGAGAUUCCGCGGGAGAAUUUUACGCUCUCGGGCCGAGUGUCAGUUGAGGCGGCACGAGUACGACGCGGCGGACGAUCCGAUCGCGAGAGAAAACCUCAAACAAACCGCUCGAGAUCUCUCCGAGUGCAUCGCGUUGAACGGCAACGACCACGAGGCGUACGUCUUACGCGCGGAGAUGCGACUGGGGCGCGGGGAUCAUCAAGGCGCGUUCACAGAUUUGCGUUCGGCGCAAACAAUCGCCCCGGCUCUCCGCGGCAUCGAUAAAAUGGUCCGCGACGCCGCCGCUCGAGCGCUCCGAGGUUCAUCGCGCGCCAACAUCAAGUCGGAGAAGGAUCCGUGCGCCCGAGGUGGAAAAUACUACGACGUCCUCGGGAUCAAGCCCGACGCCGACCUUCGGGCGGUGAAAUCCGCCUAUCGCAGACUCGCCGCGGUGUGGCAUCCCGACAAAUGGAUUCAGGCCUCGCCCGAGGACGCCGCCGCGGCGGAGACUCGCUUCAAAAUUGUUCAGAGAGCGUACGCCACGCUCAGCGACGUCAAACAGAGAAAGAUUUACGAUUUGGAUCCCGCGCGUCUCGACGCCGAAAGCUCCUGA